This is a messenger RNA of Saprolegnia parasitica CBS 223.65, 965 nucleotides long. RefSeq lists its product as hypothetical. The transcript is spliced from 6 exons. Gene Ontology annotation, molecular function: 3'-5'-DNA exonuclease activity. Bases 6 to 965 code for a protein of 319 amino acids. The record is from RefSeq and is a predicted model, not a curated record. Gene Ontology annotation, cellular component: cytosol. Lineage: Eukaryota; Oomycota; Saprolegniomycetes; Saprolegniales; Saprolegniaceae.
AGCUCAUGACGUCGCUGCGCCUGAUCGACAUCGGCGCCAACCUCACGGACCCCAUGUUCGUGGGCAACUACCGCGGGAAGCAGAAGCAUGAGAGCGACCUGCGCCAAGUCCUCGACCGCGCCUUCGCCAACCACGUCGAGAAGAUCAUCGUCACGGGCGGGUCGCUCUCCGAGAGCAAGGAAGCGCUGCGCCUCGCGCGCACGCACGAGAAGCUCCAUUGCACCGUUGGCGUGCACCCGACGCGCUGCAGCGAGUUCCUCGCAGACCCGGACGCCUACAUGGCCGAGCUCACGCAGGUCUGCCGCGACGGCAUGAGCGACAAGAAGGUCGUUGCCGUCGGCGAGUUUGGCCUCGACUAUGACCGGCUCGAAUUCUGCCCCAAGGACGUCCAGCAGACGUACUUUACGCGGCAAUUCGACCUCGCGCGCGCGACCAAGCUGCCGCUCUUUCUCCACAACCGCAACACGGGCUCGGACUUUACGGACAUGAUUCGCCGCCAUCGCGAUGACUUCACGGACGGCGUCGUGCACUCGUUCACGGGCUCGAAAGAGGAGGCGCAGGCGCUUCUGGACCUUGGUCUCUACAUUGGUAUCAACGGCUGCUCGCUCAAGACGGCCGAGAACCUCGAGGUUGUCAAGAUGAUCCCGUCCGACCAGCUCAUGCUCGAGACGGAUGCUCCGUGGUGCGACAUUCGACCGACCCACGCCGGCUACAGCCACGUGCAGACAACGUUUCCGACCAAGAAGAUGGAGAAAUUCGUCCUCGGCGAGUGCGUCAAGGGCCGCAACGAACCGUGCACCAUGCUGCAAGUGCUCGAGGUCGUCAGUGGUGUCCGCGGCGAGGACAUCCAUGAGCUGGCCGCGACCGUCUACGACAACACCCAGCGCGUCUUUUUCAAUCCUAAAGCUCGUAAUAGCCGCGCUGGCCGUCGCCAAUCGGAUGGAUUUCGGGCCACGCAUGAUUGA